UGAACGCCAUGAACAAGCUCCAGACCAAGAAGCCUUGGAACAUGUCCUUCUCCUUCGGGCGUGCCCUCCAGCAGAGCACCCUCAAGGCCUGGUCCGGCAAGAGGGAGAACGAGGAGAAGGCCAGGGCGACAUUCCUGGUGAGGUGCAAGGCCAACUCUGAGGCCACCCUCGGCACCUACAAGGGCGAUGCCACCCUCGGCGAGGGCGCCUCCGAGCGCCUCCACUUCAAGGACUACAAGUACUGAUCUAUCUGCCUCCGGCGUUGUGGCCCGUUUGGGCGUCCCGCUUACCAGUAUCAUUGUUUGGUUUUCUGAUUCCUGAUAUAUCCUCGGAUAUCGAACAUCGUUUUUAAUAAUAUGGAACUUGUGUUUUCAUAAUACCAUAGUAGUUUCUUUUUGGAGUUGAAGUACCCUGGAAAUCGGGUGCUGCGUAUCGUAUAUUGGAGCAGGUUUUUGUUCCAUGGUCCUGUAAUUUACCUGCUCAUACAAUGUUAAAACCUGUCAUAUGCUGAGUACACAUGUGUUCCGUCA
This is a messenger RNA of Triticum dicoccoides, 530 nucleotides long. RefSeq names its product fructose-bisphosphate aldolase 1, cytoplasmic-like. Gene Ontology annotation, molecular function: fructose-bisphosphate aldolase activity. Lineage: Eukaryota; Viridiplantae; Streptophyta; Magnoliopsida; Poales; Poaceae. Gene Ontology annotation, biological process: glycolytic process. The transcript has a single exon. The coding region runs from base 9 to 245 and encodes 78 amino acids. The record is from RefSeq and is a predicted model, not a curated record.